AAUCAAUCGACACCAGCUUCAAGCAGAAUAGAAAAUAUGUGUGAACUAAUUGACCGAAUCGUUUACGGUAUACCGGUUCCAGCUCUAUCAUUCUUAAUGGCCACAAAAGUUUUGAACGAAUCGAAGAACACCCGAAAGGUCUUGACGGAAAUGAGGAGGACUCGACUUCCAAGAGAAGUCAUGCAUCUGAUUGGUUCGGAAAUGGUCAAAGGAAAGGCUUCCGAAUUACGAAGAGAGUGGUGGAGCUCGCUCAAACGUUCGCUUCCGAGCUCAUUUGAUGAUUCGAGUGGGGGCGAUCCACAGGGUCCAGCACAGGAAGUUUGGUUGGAAAUGCUGGGCAAAGACGUGUUAUGGGAGAUUGUGGAUUCAAAUCAAUGCUGCUUGACUCCCAGGAAACUGAACCAUGAUGAGGAACAUGAGCUUGUACGACACCUACGGGAAUAUUUGAGCACUCUGCCACAACCGCUAGUGAUAGUCAACCGGACGCCACUUUCAAAGAGCUCCAUGGUGGCUGAAGAGAAUAAUCAAGACGGCGAUGAGGGCACAAGAAUGCAGGAGGAUGAAGAUAUACUUGUAAUCUGUCUACCCGACCACAUACUUCAAUAUGAUAUCCGACAAGCAUUCACCAACAAAGAAGCCAUUGACCAGAUCGAUUUGGAUGACUGCGACGCGGAUAGCCUCGAAGUGCCCCAGGGAAUAGUAGAAAAAGUCGAUGUGGAAACUGGAUGGAACGAGCACUUCCUGCUUUCAAUGCGAUACGAAUUCCAGCACCUUCUAAAACAAUGUGAUCUAGCACUCGGAAAUGAGGAUGGAGGCGGACUUCUCGAUGAUCUGGAUCGGCAACUAGGAUGGUGGCGUGUUGAGGAAGUUGUGUGCGAUUGUCAGUAUGACGAAAACUCGCAUGGACCUCAGGACCAUCCAAAUAGUCAAAGUAGGGGCUAAUAAUGUUCAAAAUAAUUAUAACAGCCAACUGUCUGGCAAUUUCCUCUACUUCAAGUAUAAAAUGUGUGAUUCUCUCAAAUCCACUUGAUUAUCAUUGUUCUUUGAUGGACCCAAACAUACAACUAUCUGGAUUCAUCAAGGCA
This is a messenger RNA of Puccinia graminis f. sp. tritici CRL 75-36-700-3, 1085 nucleotides long. RefSeq lists its product as uncharacterized. The transcript is spliced from 2 exons. NCBI's taxonomy places the organism in Eukaryota, Fungi, Basidiomycota, Pucciniomycetes, Pucciniales, Pucciniaceae. Bases 37 to 942 code for a protein of 301 amino acids. The record is from RefSeq and is a predicted model, not a curated record.